UGCUAAUAUAAGUUCGUAUAUUCAAGAGCUAUACCGUAGUCGUCAAGAUUUGUCAGACGCCAGAAAUGAAAGCUGUUAUAGUACUCGCUUGCUUUGUAGCACUGGCAAACGCUCAGGUUCUUCCUACCUUGCUGCCAUGUCCUCCCGAUGAUUUCGAUUGUAUCCUCAAUCCAAUAGGAGAGCCUAGAGCCAGACCACUGAAUAGCAACGAUGUUGGGGACCUGGUCGCUUCACUCGUACAACAAAUUGUAGACUUUAUUUUCCCUGACGGUACUGCACCAGGCAAUGAGGAUCGAACCAUAGAUGGCAUUGGAAAGCUAGUAUCAUGGGUUGUCAAUGAAGUCAUUGCUCAAUUUGGUAAUCCUAUGACAAGACCAGGAGGAGUUGGCUAAGAAAUAUACAAUACCCCGCUGACAACCCGCUUAGUCCAACUGCUGACCAUACUGAGGGAGAAAUGCUGUGCGAUGCAAAUUGAAUGCUUCAAUAAUUUGUGUUACACUAGGCACUUCUAUUGAUUAUUGGUGAAUAAAUACUGAUAAGCAGCAAAUUA
This is a messenger RNA of Anopheles funestus (African malaria mosquito), 550 nucleotides long. RefSeq lists its product as uncharacterized. Lineage: Eukaryota; Metazoa; Arthropoda; Insecta; Diptera; Culicidae. The coding region runs from base 66 to 392 and encodes 108 amino acids. The record is from RefSeq and is a predicted model, not a curated record. The transcript is spliced from 2 exons.